AUGGCGGUUGGAGAUGAUCUGGAGAACAGAAUGUCGGUGAAGGAUCGUGGGAUCGGAAGCGGAGGCGGCGACCAGAGCCGAAUCGGACCGCCGCCUAUGCCGAUUGCGUUGUCGUACUCUGAAUUUGGCGAUAACGCCUUGUCUUCGCCGUGGACGUCGUGGCUGGUUCCGUUGUUCGUCGUGGCCAACGUGGUGCUCUUCGCCGUCGCGAUGUUCGUCAACAACUGUCCGAGCCAUGCCGAGUCUCAUCGUUUCAACAGGCACUGUGUCGCCGACUUCCUCGGGAGACUCUCGUUCGAGCCUCUCCGCACCAAUCCUCUCUUCGGUCCGUCUUCUCACACAUUGGAGAAGUUAGGAGCACUAGAAUGGAACAGAGUUGUGGAGGAGCAUGAAGCUUGGCGUCUCUUGACAUGUAUAUGGUUACACGCCGGUGUGAUUCAUCUUGCAGCCAAUAUGCUAAGCCUCGUCUUCAUCGGAAUUCGACUUGAGCAGCAAUUUGGUUUCGUUAGGAUCGGAGUUAUAUACCUGUUAUCAGGACUUGGAGGAAGCAUAUUGUCUUCUCUGUUUAUCAGAAACAGUAUCUCUGUUGGAGCUUCUGGUGCUCUUUUUGGCCUCCUUGGCUCAAUGCUAUCAGAGCUUUUAACAAACUGGACAAUCUACUCUAACAAGAUUGCGGCACUCUUGACGCUGUUGUUUGUCAUCUUGAUAAACCUGGCGAUUGGGAUUCUGCCUCACGUUGAUAACUUUGCUCACGUGGGAGGAUUUCUAACGGGGUUUUUCCUCGGUUUUGUCCUGUUGGCUCGUCCUCAGUUCAAGUGGUUAGCUAGACAGAAUCUGCCUCUGAGAUCUAAGUACAAGCCUUACCAAUACCUAUUGUGGCUCCUAUCUCUGGCUCUCUUGAUUGCCGGGUUCGUGGUGGCGCUGCUAAUGCUAUUCCGAGGAGAAGAUGGGAAUGAUCAUUGCCACUGGUGUCGCUACCUGCGUUGUAUUCCCACCUCAAGUUGGAGUUGUGACGGUGUCUGA
This is a messenger RNA of Microthlaspi erraticum, 1023 nucleotides long. NCBI's taxonomy places the organism in Eukaryota, Viridiplantae, Streptophyta, Magnoliopsida, Brassicales, Brassicaceae. The record is from the annotation of a GenBank genome assembly.